Molecule: messenger RNA, 1860 nt
Organism: Rhagoletis pomonella (apple maggot)
Lineage: Eukaryota; Metazoa; Arthropoda; Insecta; Diptera; Tephritidae
Exons: 2
Coding region: 1-1860 (619 amino acids)
Molecular function (GO): nucleic acid binding; zinc ion binding
Source: RefSeq, a predicted model, not a curated record
AUGACUCGAGCAAAUAAAAGACGUGAGGCGAUUCGAGAACAAUCGGAGAACCCAAAUAUCACAUUUCUUAAGCGAAAAAGUUUGUGGUUCAGAAGGCAAGUUAACAACUUUAGAGCUGAAAUCGAGGAACACAGCCUACUUGGAGCGGAUGAAUCCAGUAUAAUUGUAAAACUGGAGCAGUUGGAAAGAAUGCAGGUGCAAUUUGAAGAGGAACAGUCGCAGCUGGAGAAGGAAGACAACGCCGAAAUUGAGAGCGAAACGCGUAUGGAAUUCCUCGACUCAUUUAUAUUUGUCAAAGCUGCUGUUACGAAAAGCCUUGGAUCACGUUCUUCCACGUUCGCACAAUCCUCCACUCGUCGGCAGUCGACGAUGGAAGAACAUUCCGCAGUGCCCUCCAUCACGGUGGUCCCAAGAUCUCGUUUGCCACCGUUGCAGUUACCCCGAUUCAGUGGAGUAAUUACGGAAUGGCCAGACUUCUGGGCAAUGUUCAGUGCAGUCGUGGAUAAGGAGACGAACUUGUCAAGCGUCGAGAAGUUUCAACACCUAAGGUCGUGCGUAAGUGGAAUCGCUUUAGAUGCUAUUCGGUCUUUGAAAAUCAACGCGGAAAAUUAUGAAAAGGCGGGUGUUGCAGAAGGUUCCGCAAAUGGCUUACGAGAGCUCAGCGAUAAAAUUGGUAGUCAUCUUCGGGCACUACAAACAAUUGCGACUAACGACGAAGUACUGAACGGCAUUCUCAUCCAUAUUGUCACCACCAAAUCAGAUGUUGAAACACAAUCCAAGUGGGAAGAGCAUGCACCGAUUAACGAGCUACCUUCGUGGGACUUGAUGUCUAAAUUUUUGGAAAGAAGAGUACGUAUAAUGGAGAGCGUUGAAAAAACUACAUUCAGGUCAGGAAAACAGGUGAAUCAUAAAAAGAAUUCCAUUCGUAAACAAUCAUUUGUCACCGCCAGUCCUGCCAAAGGGUGCACAUUUUGCAAUGGUAUAGAGCAUUUCAUUUCCACGUGCCCUUUGUUUCUAAAUCUAUCACCUUCGCUGCGCUUCAAGGAAGCCAAAAGGUUACAGCUUUGUAUUAACUGUUUGCGAAAAGGCCAUAUCGUGAAAAAUUGCAAAUCCAGCAAUUGCAAAAGUUGUUCAGGCAAACACAAUACCUUGCUUCACUUGUCGUCAAUCGCUCUUCCUGUUCUCGAGGAGGCAGUCGCAUCUCCGGAGACAAAAACGGCUCUUAUUGCAGACUCCAAGCAGCCUGUUGCAUUCGUGUCUAAGGAGCAGGCUAUGCUAGCUACUGCUGUCGUUAUGCUAAAAAAUCGCCAUGGGAACUUCGUUCCAUGUAGAGUCUUGCUUGAUUCCACAUCGCAAUUGCAUUGUAUAACUUCUGAUAUGGCCAAUCGCUCGCAACUUAGCAAAUCUAAAUCCACAACAAUAAUUUCGGGAAUAGGAGCAUCUGAUAUUUUAUCAAAGGAAAACGUUGUCUUGUACAUGCAGGCCUCUGAUGGGUCCUAUUCCAAAUCGCUUUCGGCUGUCAUUGUGCCAACCAUCACAACAUUGCAGCCUGAGACAAAUUUGUCGAACGUUAAGUGGAAUAUUCCGGCAAAUAUCCAGUUAGCAGAUCCUUCAUUUUUUCGCCCACAGAAGAUUGACUUAUUAAUUGGUGUAAGUUUAUUCUUCGAACUGUUAUGCGUGGGGCAAAUUUGUCUGAAACAAGGCCUUCCAAUAUUGCAAAAAACAAGACUAGGAUGGAUUGUGGCAGGAAAGGUCGAAGUCGGGUCUUCGAAAGCAGUAGUCUGCGCUGCAACUUCAAGUAACUACGCGGACACUUCAUUAAACGAUUUAGUCAAAAGUUCUGUGCUCAGGAAAACAUAA